ACUGUCAAUGUCAUAAACGUCACGUAUAAUUUUAGUAAUUUUCAUUUUCCCGCGACAUGAAAACUUCGCGAGCAGAAAAACAAAUAGAGCUUUUUCUCUAAAAAUGAAUACUGCGAACUUAAACAAGUUUCUAAAGGCUUUGGAUGCUGUAAACAGUGAUUACGUGUGCGGUGUGUGCAACGAAUUGUGUAAAGAGCCUGUCGUAUUGAAGAAAUGUUUUCAUCUAAUAUGCGCCGUACACACCGACUUAAAACAUUGUCCAACUUGCAAAAUACCUCUCGAUAACUGCGAAACGUUUGUCGACGACCGCAUCCAGGGAUGUAUCGACUCUGCUAUCGAACUAAAUAAGAUGUUCGAGACUUUUCGGCCUAAGGAAGUAAGUGUGACUUCAAGUAAGAAAACUAAGAAAAAUGAUGUCGUUUCCGCGCCAACUAAGGUUGUUAGCACUGUAUCUAGCUCUAAGAAACCUUUAUCUGACAAGACGAACUCUCGCCAAGACUUGAGUGAGACUUUAAACUCAAAUGUAAGUUCAAAAUUUAAUAAAAACAAUGAAAAACGCAACAACAAGGGUGAGACCGCCCUCCAUAUUUGCUGUAGACUCGGCAAAAUUGACAGGAUCAAGGAAUUAUUGACUUUAGGCGCUAAUACUAACACUAAAGAUAACGCAGGAUGGACUCCGUUACACGAAGUCGUUCAAAACGGACGAUUGGACCUGGUAUUACUACUUUUACAGUAUAAUACUUUAAUUGAUGUGCCCGGACAAGGCAACGAGACUCCGUUACACGAGGCAGUAAGAUAUAACCAUGUUGAAAUUGCCGAGGAGUUGGUGAAACAUGGUGCGGACAUGUACGCUAAGAACUGUAAAGGAGAAACUCCGUACCAACUUGCUUCGGUAGAUUUAAAGAAUAGGUUGAAAGCUGCGGAAGAAAAUAUACUACACACGCAGAGUGUUAAUAUUUCUCGUAUAGCUGCAUUGUACUCGGAGAUAGAAUCUGACGAUAUACGCAUUUACUGCGUUUCUUCGUACCGCACAGUACACAAUAGACUUAAGCUUUUAGCUAAGCAUCACAGUAAUCUCAACAUUGAAGCGAAAUUCACUAAAAAGGUUACGCAUCUCAUCGUUGAUGCCGAAGACGGAGUAUGCAUGUCCAGUUUGGACGUUCUUCAAGCUAUAGUCAAUCACGUAUGGGUUAUUUCAUCGGAAUGGACAACGAAAUCUACCGAGGACAACUUAGAACCGUUGGAAAACUACGAAGUGAAAGGCGUAGGAACUACAACUUAUAAUGGUCCAAGAAAUUCUCGUUACAUAAAAUAUAAGCAACUACCAGGCAUUUUUAACGGCUGCCAUUUCUAUUUACACAAUUUCAAUACGAAGUAUGAGAUUUCGAAGACCGUAGUCUUGACUAAAGCUAUUUUGACGAAGUUGAUUACGGAUGCUGGUGGCAUAGUGCUCAGAAGGGUUCCAAACCCAGAAUUGAUACCGGAGAAUGAGAAAUUGGUACCGUACCAUGCGAAGAAGGAUGGGAAAUUGGUGCAUUGUUCCCACUAUAUUAUAUUCAAAGAUAUGUAUGAACCGAUGUAUAAUAUGCAGCAUUUGAAAGCUUUGCCCAUUGGCUGGCUUAUAGAGUGCCUUGAAAAAUAUGAAUUGUGCGAACCCUGGUAGGUUUUUUACUGAAAUAUGCUCUAUUUCAGUGUAUAAGAGUGAUGUAUUGGAUAUUUGUUGAAGUUUCCACCAGCCAAGGUACACAUUUUAGCCAUCUAAUGUCCGAAUACUCAAACGCUACUCAAUUUUAAGACACUCUCAAAACUAGUUCUGUCUCUAUCAAUUCUUUAUAAAAUGACAGAGAUAGCACGAUAUUUAAGUACAACUUAAAAUUGAGUAGUAGUUCAGUAUUUGGGCAUUACUGAUGCUAGUAAAUGAUAUUAAUUUAAUUAGUUUAGCUCUCUAACCGCUAUCCUCAGAGUCAUUUAAUCGUUACUUAACCCAGUCCUUAGCAAUUGUUUUUCAUACAAAAUCGUUACUAAGGAAUAGUUUAAGUAAUCAUUAAAUGACUCUGAGUAUAGCAGUAAUUGUAACUUUGGACGGGUCCAAUGAAUUGUAUUAAAACUUAGGUAAAGAGAAUAAGAAUCUUUCGUUAAUUUUAAUUGAAAAUACUGUGUAAUUUAUUAUAAUUUUCAUAUUAAAGAUUUCGUCCUACAUGUGACCCGCAUGGCUACGCAUCGGACGUUAUUUUCAAUGACUACUUUAAAUUCGAAUAUGAUCGGCAAUUUUUGACGUUUAUUAUCAUUUGAAAUCGAUUUGCCGAUAUUACUUUUUGUUAGUGUUAUAUGAAUUUAAUUGACAUUAAAUUAUUAGUUGUAAUCUGAAAAA
This is a messenger RNA of Spodoptera frugiperda (fall armyworm), 2371 nucleotides long. Its product is annotated as BRCA1-associated RING domain protein 1-like. The transcript has a single exon. Gene Ontology annotation, molecular function: protein binding. Lineage: Eukaryota; Metazoa; Arthropoda; Insecta; Lepidoptera; Noctuidae. The record is from RefSeq and is a predicted model, not a curated record. Bases 104 to 1663 code for a protein of 519 amino acids.